AUGAAUGCAAGAUCACAGAUUAUGGAACUGACUGUAGAAGGCAGACAGAUUGAAGAAGUGGUGCAAGCAUUGUUCCACACAAUCUUACUACACAGAACUACAGGCAAAUAUAAUUAUAACAAGGACAGAAAUUUCACCAUUGGUUCCAUAUCUGCACAGGAUGUUGACUGUGACUUUGUUGAUUUUACAUAUGUGAAAAUAGUCAGUAAGGAACUGGAUGCUCAAAUCAAGAAAGAGAUAGCACAGUUUCGGGAUACUUUGCGUGCCAGUGAAGGACCACAUUCGGGGCAGAUCAGUUUGGAGUUCUACCACAAGCACAAGAGUCGGUGGCCAUUCCAGGCUGACAGUUCUCCAUGGGAAGUGUGGAGCAUCAAACUGGAUGUGAUCACUCUGCAUAAUGAAAAUGAACGAUCCGAGUUCAAAACCAAACUUUCUGAGCAGCUUUCGGAUAAGGUGUUCAGCAUUAUUGAUGUGAUAAAUCGUCAUGAAUACUUGCCACGUAUGCCAGCUAGAGAGGAGGAAGGCUCGGUGUUCGAUACCAGCUUUAAAGAUAUACAGCCAUAUUUGUUCAGGAUCUACCACCAGACUACUGGUCCUUCUCCAACAUCUGUAGGCACUACAAUGAGAAAGUUUCUCAGAGGAUCCCUGGCCUUAUAA
This is a messenger RNA of Candidula unifasciata, 657 nucleotides long. NCBI's taxonomy places the organism in Eukaryota, Metazoa, Mollusca, Gastropoda, Stylommatophora, Geomitridae. The record is from the annotation of a GenBank genome assembly.